Musca domestica (house fly) is the source of this 6215-nucleotide messenger RNA. Its product is annotated as 3-phosphoinositide-dependent protein kinase 1-like. The transcript has 6 exons. NCBI's taxonomy places the organism in Eukaryota, Metazoa, Arthropoda, Insecta, Diptera, Muscidae. Bases 1211 to 3655 code for a protein of 814 amino acids. The record is from RefSeq and is a predicted model, not a curated record. Gene Ontology annotation, molecular function: ATP binding; protein serine/threonine kinase activity. Gene Ontology annotation, biological process: intracellular signal transduction; peptidyl-serine phosphorylation.
ACAGGCAACUAGCCAGCCAGGUCGUUGCUGACAAUGUUGUUUCUUUAUACAUUCAUUCUUGAUUAGUUUUUUGUGGCGCUUACAGUGAAACGGUAUACCAAAAAACCCACAAAGCUACUCCUCGCAUUCGUUCGGUGAAGCAAAAUAAGAAAAAAAAAUCAGAAAAUUUAUCAAGGCAAAUAAAUCAUCCAAAACAAAAUGAUAAUUUGGAAAUAAAACAACCAAACAACCUAUGUAACCAGAAAGUGUUCACUCAAAGGAAAAAUAAAAAAAUAAAAUCAAUUUAGCAAAAAUAAAAUAAUUUAGUAAAUUUUUUUGUGGUGUGUCUUCAAUCAUUUUUUUUUCCUGUUACCAACAAAUUAGUUAAAAUCGUCGUCUAAUUUUUUUUAAAAAAAUUUAAAAUUGUGAUAUGUAUUUGAAUAUGUUAAAUAUUUUUUUGUGUUAAUGUCAAUGUUAAAAGUCUGUGUUCAAAUAAAUACCUAAAUACAAAAACAAACAACUUCUCCAACGCAAAAAAAGAUCAAAAUACCUAUAUAAAGUGCAGAAAAUUUUGUCUAUACUUAAAACGAGAUAAUCCUAAGCACAAGCAUAAUAUAUAUUCGUCAAGCUAAAUAAAGAAAGAAAAUAAAAGAAGAACAAGCAAGCAAAAGUUAUGCUUUUCUCAUUGAAAUAGUCAAAAAUAACGAAAAACGAAAAAGAAUAAUAAAAUCUUGUGGCUAUAAAGGAGAAUUCCUUAAUCAUUAGAAUAACAAAACCAACAACAAACACCACAAGUUGUAUGUGAAACGAGAAAAAAGCAGCAGCCGAUGUGAACAAGAAAAAUCCGAUUAUUAUUUAACUAUAGCAGUUCGCAGCAGUCAGACCCCCAAAACAAUUGAAUAGUGCGCGCGUUCUCUCUGUACUCUCCCGCUCUUUCUCUCUCUCUCUCUCUCGGUAUUUCUUACGUUGCGCGCUGCCUCAUACACAGGCAAUAUAUAUGAAUGUGGAACGAGCGACCCUCACACCAAAAAAAAGACCCGUAACCUACGACGUACCAAUCUUCUUUCACUUAGAUCUAGAAAAUAAGCUGUAAGCUUGUCAGCAAAAAAUAACAAUAACCUAGAAGACAACCAGCAAGUAAAGUUGUUGGCGGUCUCAUCGUUGUCCCCCCAUAAUUAACGGUCAACAGCAGCUUCCUUUACCAACCACCUCAACAACAGCCACAUCCAAGAUGUUAGGAUGUCUGGAGCAAAUCUCCAUUGAAAAACAGCAACGAUUAAAUGGGCACUCAUCGCCCCUAACGGCUGCCUUGGCCGCUCAAAAUUCUUCAUCACCUUCGUCAUCACCACAACGUUUGUCGACGGCGUCAACAGUAUCUACGGCCAGUAGUGCCGCUAGUAAUACAACAUGUUGUCGACUACGUUACCAACAACAACAACAGCAGCAGCAGCAACAACAAACAAAUGGUAGCUGUGAAACCUUACCCCUAGCCUCAUCACAUACAUCCUCCUGCGCAUCGUCAUCAUCAUCUACAUCGGGAAUGUCAUCAUCAGCCGCCACAACAGCAUCCUCCCUCCACCACCAUCAUCAUCAUCAAAAUAACUCAACAAAUCUAUAUCCUGCAAAAUCAUCACCACCUGCCGCCAAUAAUGCCAUUACACCGCCAAAGAAAUCGCCAAAAGAUUUUAUUUUUGGUAAAUACAUUGGUGAGGGCAGUUUCAGCACGGUCUAUUUGGCGGUCGAUGUCAAUACGAAACGUGAAUAUGCAAUUAAAGUCUGCGAAAAGCGCCUAAUUUUACGCGAACACAAACAAGAAUACAUCCGUCGCGAGCGAGAGGUUAUGCACACACUGACAAAUGUUCCUGGUUUUGUGAAUCUGUCCUGCACCUUCCAAGAUGCCCGUUCACUCUACUUUGUUAUGACCUUUGCCAAAAAUGGUGAUCUAUUGCCAUAUAUCAAUAAAGUUGGUUCCUUCGAUAUCGACUCAACACGCCACUAUGCUGCCGAAUUAGUAUUAGCCUGUGAGCAGAUGCAUCGACGCAAUAUUGUGCAUCGCGAUUUGAAGCCGGAGAAUAUAUUGUUGGACGAGGAUAUGCAUACGUUGAUUGCCGAUUUUGGUUCGGUGAAAAUCUUGUCGGCCGAGGAGAAGGCCCAGGCCCAGGAAUUUCUGCUGUCCGGCGGCAUUGAUUUAGCCAAAAAAGCCAGAUGUCAAUCGGGUGGUAGUAUGCGCAGUGAUGAUGAUGAUUACAAUGAUGAUGAUGAAGAUUACGAAUCGACUGGGUCAUCAGGUAGCUGUGGUGAUGCUGAGACAGGUGGUGAAACCGAUUCACCGCGUGCCAGACGCCAUCAGGCGCCAGCACCUCGUUAUCAUCGAAAACGUCGUGGCAGUUUUGUGGGCACAGCGCAAUAUGUCUCUCCCGAAGUCUUGCAAAAUGCCCCAAUCACUCCCGCCGCCGAUCUGUGGGCUCUGGGCUGUAUCAUCUAUCAAAUGAUGUCGGGCCUACCACCAUUCCGUGGCUCCAAUGACUAUGUCAUAUUCAAAGAAAUCAUUGCCUGCAAUUUAGAUUUUCCCCAAGGUUUCGACAAGGAUGCCGAGGAUCUAGUCAAAAAACUGCUAAAACUGAAUCCAGCCGAACGUUUGGGUGCCCAAGACACCAGCGGGCAAUAUGAUAGCAUACGUUCCCAUCCCUUCUUCAAAAAUGUUGAUUUUGAGGCCGUACGCCAGACAACACCACCAGCCAUAUCACCCUAUUUGCCGGAUCUGGUGCGAGAGGAGGAGAACGAGUUUAUGUUGUGUGACAAUUUGGAACCCGGCCUGGAUGACAAACAAUUGACCCGGCUAUUGGGCAAGGAAUUGGGUUGCAUCAGUGAUGAUGAUACCUACGAACGUAAAAUGAGUGGUGGCUCUUCGGCCAGCAGUAAACCCAAAUCGAUUAAUUCCACAACAUCAGCGUCAACACAGCCAAAGCCCUCAACACCCAACAACUAUCAAAAGUCGGCAAAAAACAGUUUUGAUUUAUCCGACAUGGAGAAACACAAACGUUUGGAGGCCCAAAAAUCGGACAAAUGGCAUGUCUUCGCCGAGGGUGAGGUCAUUUUAAAGAAAGGCUUUGUCAACAAACGCAAAGGCCUGUUUGCCAGACGCCGCAUGCUUUUGCUAACCACCGGACCCCAUCUCAUCUAUAUCGAUCCCGUGCAGAUGGUGAAAAAGGGAGAAAUUCCCUGGAGUCCGGAAUUGCGUGCUGAAGCCAAAAAUUUCAAAAUUUUCUUUGUGCAUACGCCCAAUCGUACCUAUUAUCUGGAUGAUCCUGAAGGUUUCGGCCUUGAAUGGGUGGCAGCUAUUGAGAAAAUGCAUCAUCUUACCUAUAAAGAACAAAUAAAUACCUCAAAUUCAAAUGCUGCUGCUGGUAUUGUUUCCUCCUCACCAUCCACCUCAUCGUCCUGUUCGACAGCCUCGUCAUCAUCCACCUCCAAUACAACCAACUCCAAUGCAAGAAUGGCAAUGAAUCUGAAUAACAAUAACCAUAGUAAUAACAACAAUAACCAUCACAGUCAUUCAACGAGUUCGGUGGCAGUGAAAACCUCCUCAGCCAUAUCGUCGUCAUCGUCAAUAGCCCACAAGACAUCAUCAUUACUGACAGCGCCGUUUACAAUAUUGAAAACGGCCUCAAAUUAAAUAGACUUUGCUGUUUUUUUUUUUUUAAUUACUAAUAGUAAUAUUAAUUAAUAAGGAAAAUGGAUGGAAUGGGUGGGUGGCUCUCAAGGAUAAUCAUUUAGCGAAAACGAUAAGCAAUGGGAAGUGAAAUGGAAUAAAACCAACAAGAAAACCACAACAUAUACAACAACAACAACAAAUAAAAAUAAUAAUUAUUAAAAUACUAAAUAAUAAUAAUAAAUUAUACUGAGAAAAUAAAACUGAAAAUACCAGCCCUUAAACUCUCAUAGAAAAAUUAUUUAAAUUUAAUUUUUUAUUUAGAACAAAUUUUAGUUCAAAACCGCAAAACCUAUUGAAAACAAAACAAAACAAAACCCCCAAAAAUCCUUUAUACUUUAUAAAUAUUAUUAUAGCAUAAUUAUUUAAAACAACUAAAAAAAGAAAACCUAAUAUAAUUUAUUUACAAAACACCACUUUAUUACAUUUAUAAGUUCUUUAUUUUUUGGUAAUAAUAAUAUUCGUAAUAAAAUUAAAUAUAAUUAUUAAUAAUAAACAUACAUAAGCUUAAUUAUAUAAGAAAUUAGCUGAAAGGAAGUAAAGUAAUUAUAAUAAUAAUAUUGCUACUAAACAAAAGAGAAAAGAAAAACAGAAAACAAACCAACUCUAGAUAGUCUCAAUUGCAAAACAAACAUAAGAACGAAAAAAGUAAUUAUAAUUUAUCUUAGAAAGUAUUUAUUAAUUAUAUCACUAAAAUAUUAAAUAAUAACCCCCACAUCCCUCAUGAAUAUCCUCACAUAAUCCAUUUACCCCCUACUCCUCUGUACAAUUUCCUCAUAUCUCCCUUAAAAAGAAAAUGAAAAAAAAAAAAAAACAAAACAAAACCACAACUAACCUUCUAAAGUUUAAGCAAUUUAGCAAAAAUUUAGCGAAAAAACAAACGGUGAAAAUAUACACACAAGCAUAUGUAACAUUAAUAAACUAAUCUAAAUACAAUUACAUCGGGCGAAUACAAUAAUUUCAAUUCAUUGAAAAUAUCCAAGUAAUUAGACUUUAGACUGAAAACAGUUUAUGGCUGAAUGGAUUUGGAUUUAUUUGAUUGAAAUGAAAUUAUUUGUCUAACCCAUAAAUGAAAGUGAAAUUAAUAAAACAAUUUAUAUAAAUAUUGAAAGAAAUUUACGUAAAAUACAUUAGUUUAUAAACAAAGAAUAAGAAAAAUAAACAACAACCAAGAAAAAGAAGGAAACUUAUAUACACACAGAAAAAACAAACUUAUAUAUACACACACACAGAAAAAUAUCGAAAAAGAAACCAACUACUAUUACAUUUAAGGAUUAUCUAUGUAGAGGGAAGAAAAAUUGGCGGCAAAAGAAACGUUUUGAAAACAUUUUUACAAAAUUUUCAAUAGGGAUUCUUUUUGCUGUGGCCAUUCAUCAUCUCUCUUUGUAAGGUGUAGAUUUUAAAUAAAACAAAUAUUUCCCCAAACCACUCCCCCUCCCCCAAACUUCGAAGGAAAAUGGUGUUGCGAGAAACCGGAACUAAUUUCAUCGCAUUAGUCAAUAAUUUUGAGUAUUUUCCGAAAAAAGUUGUAAAUUUCUUUUGAAUAUUCUGACAGCACCAUUUAUCCCUCUGAAAUCACCCCCUCCCCCACAAAAACUUGUAUAAAAACCUCCCCUUAAUUGAUAAUUUAAACAAAAAUUAAUUCUAAUUAAAACCAAAAAAAAAACAUACAAGGCAUAUAUUUUAAUUUAAUUGUAAAACGUAAAACAAAACAAAAAACUCCCCAAAUCCCAAAACACAUUUACAGUUAUAAUAAUUUAUUUAAUUUAUGUUUAAUUUUUAAUUUAAAACAAAAGAGAAAUGAAACAGAUGAAACAAAACAAACAGAAGAAGAUGGAUAAAAGGAUAAAUUAAACAAAUAAUAGCUCUCUUUUUUGGUACUGUGAAUUGUUGAAACAUAAAACAAAUAUUUUUGGCUUUAUUCGAUAUAAUUUAAUUCCCCUUUUUUCCCAGGCCCCCUUCACAUUUUGUUAAUUUUUUGUUUUAUUUGAAAAAUAGAAAAGGAAACAAUUUUGUUUUGUUUUUUUUUGUUUCUUCUUCUUGAAAAAAGAAAACCCCAGAAAUGUGUUAAACUUAUUUUUGUUUUGUUUUCCAACUUUUUUCUAUCUCUCUUAUUCUUUGUGUUAUAUUAUUUUUCGUUUAUUUAUAAAUUUAUAUUAAUUAUUAUAUUUUUUUUGUUUGUAAAUCAAUUUAAUCCUAUGCUAUUCAUAUUUAUAUUAAUUAUUACAAAAUUUAAAUGUUUAUGUGAAGAAUGAAAGAAAGAAAAAAUGGAAAAUCGAGAUCAGCACUCACACCCACAUUUACUACCUUACAUUAUUAUUUGUUUCUCUCCCCCCAAAUCCUCGUAUCUAAUAGCUAUAACAAUUUAAUUUUAUAUAUAUAUAUAUUUCCUUCAAUUUGUUUUGUUGGAGAUAUUUAAGAAAAAGACUUUAAAAACACACACACACACACCAUGAAAACAAAAACCAACAUAAAAAACAACAAAAAUAAAACCUUAUUUGAAUUUCAAUUUUUUGCAAACCAA